AUGAACAACCACACACCGCCUUCCAACGGAAUGCAGAGUCUGCGGAAGGAGCACCUGUACAAGGUGCUGGUCAUUGGGGACCUGGGGGUCGGUAAGACAUCCAUCAUUAGGCGCUACGUGCACCAGACCUACUCCACCAACUACAGGGCCACUAUCGGCGUGGACUUCGCCCUCAAAGUGCUUAACUGGGACUCCGAGACCAUCAGACUCCAGCUCUGGGACAUCGCAGGCCAGGAGCGCUUUGGUAACAUGACGAGAGUCUACUACCGUGAAGCUAUGGGGGCCUUUAUAGUGUUUGAUGUGACGCGGCCUACAACAUUUGAGGCUGUGAUAAAGUGGAAAGAGGACCUAGACUCUAAACUCAUGCUGGCAAAUGGACAGAGCAUCGCCACUGUGUUACUGGCAAACAAGUGCGACCAGGGCAGAGAGCUCUCCAACAACUGCAUCAAAAUGGACCAGUUCUGCAAAGACCAUGGAUUUGUCGGUUGGUUUGAGACUUCAGCAAAGGAUAACCUCAACAUUAACGACGCAGCCAACUUCCUGGUCAAACACAUUAUGGCGACGGAGCAUGACAUCAUGAAGUCAGUGGUUCCCGACACAAUCUCACCUCACAUUGAUUCUAACAGACAGAUGAGCUGCAGUGGCUGCCUCAAAUAGACAUGGACAAUAACAGGACAUGCCCCAUGUGGACUACAGGGGGCGCUACAUAGACCA
This is a messenger RNA of Periophthalmus magnuspinnatus, 714 nucleotides long. RefSeq names its product ras-related protein Rab-38. Gene Ontology annotation, biological process: vesicle-mediated transport. The coding region runs from base 1 to 657 and encodes 218 amino acids. The record is from RefSeq and is a predicted model, not a curated record. The transcript is spliced from 3 exons. NCBI's taxonomy places the organism in Eukaryota, Metazoa, Chordata, Actinopteri, Gobiiformes, Gobiidae. Gene Ontology annotation, molecular function: GTPase activity; GTP binding. Gene Ontology annotation, cellular component: Golgi apparatus; vesicle; trans-Golgi network.